Molecule: messenger RNA, 839 nt
Organism: Cricetulus griseus (Chinese hamster)
Lineage: Eukaryota; Metazoa; Chordata; Mammalia; Rodentia; Cricetidae
Source: RefSeq, a predicted model, not a curated record
AUGUGGCUGGCCAUUCUACUUGCCCUCUGCUGCCUGACUUCCGACUCCCAGGGGGCAUACUCCCCAGAUUUUUGUUCCAAAGAUUUGAACUCCAGUGUGAAGCCAGGAUUUCCCAAAAAAAUAAAUACCAAUAACCCAGGAGUGCUUAAGGCAGCCAGGCACAGUGUGGAAAAGUUCAACAACUGCACAAACGACAUCUUCUUGUUUAAGGAGUCCCGGGUCAGCAAAGCUCUGGUACAGGUGGUGAAAGGCCUGAAAUACAUGCUGGAGGUGGAAAUCGGCAGAACUACAUGCAGGAAGACCACGCACCCCAAUCUGGACAACUGUGACUUCCAAACCAACCCUGCCUUGAAGAGGAUUCUACACUGCUACUCUGAAGUCUGGGUCAUCCCCUGGCUCCACAGUUUCCAGGUACCCAUUCUCCACUGCCACUGACUUCUGCAUCUUCAGCAAGACCAGGGCUGUGAUAAAUAUACACUCGUGUACCCUGCUACUCCUUCCUUUCCACCCCAGCCUGGCCAUCUCAGAUCCUCAGGGCUUCUUCCCAGUGAGCAGAUGGAAGUGCCAAGUGACUAGGAUGGGAGAAUACAAUGUCCUCCUGGCCACAUUAACUGUAUUCACAUUUUCUUCUAAAAUUAAUUCUUCUCUGCUGCACACCCAGAUUCAGGAUGUGGGCAUAGACAGAAUCCUUUGAUGGCAUUACUAGAGCACGGGUAGAGCAAAGCAGACACAGUCAACAAAGUAGCAGUGUGGGAGGGAUCUUGAUACCUGACUGAACAGAUUCUGUAUCCAUCUCUUGUCUACCAUUAACAUGACACCACUGCUGAUGGGAAUGGUUU